Girardinichthys multiradiatus is the source of this 5700-nucleotide messenger RNA. RefSeq names its product egl-9 family hypoxia-inducible factor 2 (gene egln2). The transcript has 6 exons. Gene Ontology annotation, biological process: cellular response to hypoxia; peptidyl-proline hydroxylation to 4-hydroxy-L-proline. The record is from RefSeq and is a predicted model, not a curated record. Gene Ontology annotation, molecular function: peptidyl-proline 4-dioxygenase activity; ferrous iron binding; L-ascorbic acid binding. Lineage: Eukaryota; Metazoa; Chordata; Actinopteri; Cyprinodontiformes; Goodeidae. The coding region runs from base 500 to 2122 and encodes 540 amino acids. Gene Ontology annotation, cellular component: cytoplasm; nucleus.
UAGGAGGGGGAAAGACUGUGAGGAGGACGGGGGAGGGAGGCAGACAGAAACUCGGGGCGCUCCUGCAGACAACGGGAAGCGCUGGUUUGGGUCGCUGAAGGGAAGCUUGCCCAACUCGGAGCAUCCCCCCUCCGUCUCUCGGUCGGGGUUUAACGUGUCAUAGCGGCAUUUGAUUGCCGUCACCACCUGGGCAUUAUUUAUAACCGGCGCAAAAAAAAAAAAUGAUGGGACGUACUGCCGAGCAGAGCAAAGACACUCCCGGAAAUAACAUGCGUACUCUCAGCCUGUCACGUAGGCUCGCUGAGGAUUUGUAUUGCUGAAUGGCUGCCGUAGAUAGAUGACCCACGCUGUCUGAAUAUGUUUAAAAGGCGCACAGAAACAAAUGCGGAGCUUUACAGUGACUGGUGAAAUUAGAGCAGACGAAGGAUUGGGGACAUGAUACUUGCAGUGCUCCUCUCCGUUAGUGGAAGCAGCGGCUCGUUUGGAAAAUGAAGCGAGGAUGCGUGAUACGUGUGUAUGCAUCAGACGACGAGAUCAAAUGGAGAGUUUGGGGCUGACUGAGCUCUUGAAACCAAACUCUCCUCUCGCAUCUAUCGUCUUCUCAGAGUCGCAGGAGAGAAGAAGCCAGCAGACAGAGAUCAACAGCUCAUACCGGACAGACAUGGGUCUGAACAGUUUCUGCGCAGGGCCCGCCGGGACACAGACGGCAGCCGAGCUGCUCGCUGACAUGGCCUCACAGACAAACUCCCCUGGCAUCACCAGCCCAACAAAGCAGUCCAAAAGCGGCGUGCCACUCUACAAUGGCGGGGCGGGGUCUCCGUCGGCCACCGUGGAGGCCAGCCAGGCUGAGGUUUUGGCCCACACGCCACAGGGUUACCCGGCUCAGCUGAAAGGGAUGGGCGCUAAGACUGGUGGAUCUGUCUGCCCCUUCAACAGCAGAGGCCUCAUGAUGGAGAAUGCGGACAGAACUGGUCAUGAGAAAUUCUCUUUAGGAAUUAGGAGAAUCAGCGAGGACCUGAAAGUCAGGCAGGCACAGCAGCAGCAGAAGAGGAGGGGUGGGGAGAACUGGGACAUGGAAUCAGAAAUGCUUAAUGGCCUUGGGAUGGGGUCACCGGGGUUAGGAGGCUCAGCAGACCCGGCUUGUGGAGCAGAGGAGUCAGAUUUAAAGCGGAGGAAGUUAGCAGAUGGAAGUGUUGCUAACAAGUCAUCAGAAUCCCGCAGAAUAGCCCGAGCAGUCGUCCCUCUUAGAGCCACUGUCAACAGCAACAGCAGCAGCUCUUAUAACCAUCCAAACUACCCCCCUGAUAAUGUUAACCUGCGAAAUGGACAUUAUGCUGCACCCUCAGACCCUCCAGCUGUACCAAGCCGGCCCUCCAUUCCAUCCCAGCUGCCUCCUGCGGGAACCGGUUGGUCAGCCGAGCGGGUCGCCAAUCAGUACAUCAUCCCCUGUAUGAAGUACUAUGGUAUUUGUGUGAAAGACAACUUCCUCGGCACGCAGUUUGGCGACAGGGUCAUAGAGGAGGUGGAGGUUCUGAACCAGAGUGGGAAGUUCCGGGGUGGACGGCUGGUAAGCCAGAAGAGUAUUCCCUCCAGGAACAUCCGGGGUGACCAGAUUGCCUGGGUAGAGGGGCAGGAACCCGGGUGCCACAGCAUUGGGAUACUGAUGGCUCAUAUUGACGAGGCCGUCAUGUACAGCGCUGCUAAUGGGCAGCUGGGGAACUGUGUCAUCAAUGGACGCACUAAGGCCAUGGUUGCCUGUUAUCCAGGGAAUGGGGCAGGGUAUGUCCGUCAUGUUGAUAACCCGAAUGGCGAUGGACGCUGCAUCACAUGCAUCUACUAUCUUAACAAGAACUGGGAUGUUAAGACACAGGGAGGUCUGUUGCAGAUCUACCCCGAAGGCAAAAACGUAGUCGCCAACAUCGAGCCUCUGUUUGACAGGCUGCUCAUCUUCUGGUCCGACCGCAGAAACCCACAUGAAGUCAAGCCAUCUUACGCCACUCGGUACGCCAUCACAGUCUGGUACUUUGAUGCCAAAGAGAGGUCAGAGGCUAAGGAGAAGUACAAACUCGCAACAGGACAGAAGGGCAUUCAAGUGCCUGUCACUCAAAACAGCAAGUCAUAAAAACUCCCCCAAGUGUCCAGAGAGCGCUCUCAAAGAAUUAUGUGCCUUCCUGUACCACUAAUGGAUGCUGUGAUCACAAAGGGAGGCGCAGAGAAACCGUCAGCCGCUGCUGCAGCUCCACGCUGCUUUUCUCCCUAGCGUCCAGGUGUUCGAUUCACAUGGCGAGCUGUGGUGUAAAUGUCGGGCUGCUGAUCAAACACUUGGCAGAAAUAACAAGAACACACCGGAGUGGCUAAGAUGCCAAUGGUGGGAUCAGAACCUAAGAGACUAAAGGAAAAAAAAACAAAGACUUCGACUUCUUGAAGGCACUCCCUCCCCCCCUAAAAAAUGACUGUUCUUAUUUUGUUGCAGUUCUGCUUCUUCAGUUAUCAGCAAUGUUGUGAUGUAUUAACAUAUCAAUCAAAGAGCGUGCAAAUUGUUUAAGUCCUAAGUUCCAUUGUCCCACUCGUAUGUGACAAUGGCCUCUUGUCUCUCGAUGUGGCAGAGUGAGUGUGAAAAGAAACAAGGAUCACAUAUUUAUUUCUGACUCGACAUUUGCCCCAAACAUUACAGCUUAGCGCAUGAGGACAAAUUUACACAGCAGUGUUAUUCUUGAGAAGUGCAUCUCAAUAAAUUAGACCAUUAUCACAAAGUUAGUUUCCAUAAUUUGAUUCAGAAAGUGUGGUGACUCUUGACCAGCCACAUCUCUCCCCAAACACUUAAAAGGGCUUUGUCUCAGAAUCCUCACAAAGCUACAGUUCUCUGUUGCUUGUGGAUAUUUUCUGCCACAUUGUUUCCUUCCCCUCAACUUUCCAUUAAUAAAUUGGAUACAGUAUAUUAACUCUUAAGUGCCCUUUGCUUCACAAUACUCUCAAGGCUACAGCUCUCCCUGAUGCUUGUGCAACUUUUUCUAACAAUUUUUGCUUCAACUCAACUUUCUGAUCAUGAUUGGAAAUGGCACUGUAUGAAUAUCUAGCUUCGUCAGCAAUUACCUUUUUAUGGCUUACUGUUUUUGUAGAGGGUAUCAAUGACUGUUUGCUGAAAAUCAGCUGUCUUCCAGUUAUACCCAUUGGUUGUGGGCCUUAUCCUACCAACCUUUUUUCCUUCUAGUCAACUUUCCAAAACUGUGCUUAAAAGAGCACUCAGUAAAAGCAUAUUCUUUAUAAAUGAUCUUUACCCUCCUUGGGAAGGUUGUCAACAAAUGUCUGCUGUGGGCCAUAACAUGGUAAUAAUGUAACAUUUCUGUUUUUAGAUUCAUUUAAUAAGUUCUCUUAGAAUUUAGUCAAUUUAUCUGAAAAAUUGAAUUUUGGGUUUACCUUACCUGCAAGCCAACACUUAAAAAUAUAAUUCGCUGGAUGUUAUGAAUCUAUAUGUAAUUGAAUUACUGAAAGAAAUUAACUUUUCUAUGAUUUUCUAAUUUACUAAGAUGCACCUAUAUAAUACACUAAGCACAUAAACUCUUUCAGGACUUUCUUUUAGCUUAGAAUUAAAAAGAUUCCUAUCCAGAAUCAAAACUGUAGCUCAACAUAAAGGCUAAGAAUCCAUUAUGAAUGUAUAUCGUAGUGAUUUGUCCAUCAGUGUGUUGAAUGAGCCCUGCACACAGCUCACACCUGAGACAAGAGGAAGGCUAUUCUGUAACAGAAGACAAGACAGGGUUUGAAAACGUCCGCCGAGUGUGUUUAUUUCAACUGGACGUAUGUUCUGACCAAGAUGGAAACCGUUUGAGCGACCAGAGUGGAACAAAUAUGCGUGAGGAAUUCCCACAAAAGGACACUGUAGAUAACAGCUUAAUGAAACAAAGUUUGUCUUAAAGACUAUUCAGAGUUUAAAGCACAGAUUUUGUUUUUCAACUAAACACUGGGUGAAGCAUUAGUCUGCCCAUGUGUGGGAUUGAGUAUUUCUAGGUGUAAAUGUGUGUUUGACAGUUUCCCUUGGCCCGGAGAGGGGUCACAGGGAUGGUCUCAGUUUUUUUGCUUGAUUGGUUCAAGAGAAGAUUAUUUGUAAAAAAAAUGCACUUUAUUGUUUAAAUAAAUGCCAUGCGUGAAUGAUAGAAAUAGUGUGACUAAAGAUUUUAGGUUAAUGCCUUUUAAUGCUGUGGAUGAUUCAAAUGCAAUACAAAGUAAAACAGUAAGAAGAAAUUAAUGUUUUGCCUUGUUUUGAAGUAUUAUAUUAAAAAUGUUUUUUUUUCUUCCUAAUAAAAAUUGUUAUUGAUUUACUAGGAUAAGAAGGAGAAAUUAAAUGUAUCCGUUUAAUAUGGGGGUCAAAACUACCAAUACAGAGAGUUUGCCAAGUAUAUCGGUGAAAUGUAUCUGGAAAAAUGAGCAUUAUUCAUAAAACAAUCUGUUAAAGAAAUUACAAGUAGAUCAGCAACUAUUUAUUUGUUCAGUUUUUUUUCCGCACAUAAUUGAAGUAAAUUUCACAAAGGAGAAGAAUACACCUUUAGCCAUAAUUCCUUUAAAGCACGUUGCUCUGAUGGACGCCGCAGAAAUGGACCAUACAGGGAGAGUUAAAGGGAUAGUUUGGGGGGUGUGAUUUUUCAGAUUUUCAGUCAGCAAUUCAACAAGAAUGCUCCCUGUCUGAGGUUGCAAAGCAGCCUUGUGGGCAGUAUCCAAUAUGUGUGCUACACACACACACCAUGCUGUGAAAGUUUGAUAUAUGGACUCUAAGCUGUUUGAUGGUUGGUACUUUAUUAAUCCAUGUUUUUAGCAAGAAACCAUACAACCUCUCUUUGUGAAUUUGUUUAGUAAUUGUAUCGAGAAUGGGGAUGUGAAGCACACUUCUAGAGUCUUAAAACAACUCAAGAAUAUCAAAAAUGCCAUAGCAGUUUUUUCGAACACUAUUUUUGAACAUUUGGACCAACUUCACUGGAUAGUAAGAGAUGGAAGUAGUGCGACACAAGUCAUCUUCCUGUUUGAAACAUAUACUGAGAAGGUAACAUGUAAAAGGUUUCCAAACCCGACAGACAAAAAAGAAUUUGAGUGAAUGCUAUUUUCUGAUUUUUACACUGUUGUUGAAUUUAUCACAUGCUCAGAGGGAACUAGCCGUUAGGUUACAGAUGUAAACUAAUCAGUAAUCCCCUCUCAGAUCAGCCAUUAGCAGACCGAGAGGGAAGUUGUCAUUAGCUACAGUCUCCGUGACUUUACUCUAAAUCAAGAGUUCUCUGUUGCAGGUACUUUAAAAAAAUCACUUUGGAUUAAGAUGUCGAAGCCUGGUUUGUGCAGACAAAUUCAACGCUUGUCCAACUGGGUCCAAGUCAUAAUCGGAUGUCUUUUCAUAGGAUUUAAACUUUUUUUUUUUUUUUUUUUUUUUAAAUUAAAGUUUUUAAAAGGAUUUAACAACUAUUUAUACUAUCGAAACAAAACUCAACUUUAAAAGUUUGAGCUACACCUUUAAUCUGACCUCUACAUUGAAUUUAGAGUUUCGGUAAUUCUCAUUAUUUAUACAGCUACAGUAAUUGCUAUGUGAAUCUGUAAAUCGGAAAUAUUGGAACAGAAUUUAAACAAGGCAUUAGGAAUGACCGGAUCCAUGUGGAUUCAAAUGAAUGAUGAACAAAUAAAUAAAGAUGAGACGAUCCUUCAAAUUGUCACAUAUAUACCUGU